GUUGAACUCGUUUUUCUUUACAGGACACGCAUGCGCAGGAGAGGCUACCUCCUCGCUGUUGCAGACAGGCUGCAAGACAGGUGGAGGUAUUCUUCCCACCUUAGAAUUAAGCCUCGCCGGAAGCUGGCGGCGACGUUUCGCAUCUCUGCACCGGAACCCGGAUUCGAACCCCCGAACGGUUCGAAGGAUGUACCGUGACACGUGGAGGCGAUAACGACGGGCGAGAACGGAUUAUCGGAUAGGGCGAUUAAUCUCUAAGGAAAGAAAAAAAAAGGAUGGGCAGGAGAGGAGAAACACCGCUGCCCUCUUGGCAACAGAACACUGCUCAACGAGGUCGGAAUAUUCCGGGGACUUCAGCGGCAGCCAGAAACCACAUACAUAGAAGGCCACCAUCACCGUCGGAGUCCAGUUCGAGCACAUCCAUGGACGAAAUGGGGCGCACUCUGUUGGUACGGAACGGCGACCGAGGCGGGCCCCGGCCAGCCUGGGGUCCCGAGCCUGGCUACAGGGGCCCAGGGGGCACGCUGCGUUCCACGAGGUCGGUGCCCGCCCUGGCGCUCGCAACGUGGGAUGGGGAACCGUGCCCAGUUCACGGACAUGGCCCGCAUUUCUACCCUCCACAUCAUGGAGCUCAAACGCCGGUGUCCGUUGCGCAACCUAUGAGAAGGUUCGGAUCCGUGUUCGACGUAAGAACUCUGCAGUACCCUCCUCCUCCUCCGAUGACCCCUGUGCCAACAGCCCUGGAGAAGAAGUCCAUCCAUGGCUCCAUGUCCGCUUUGGGUCCUCCUCCUAUGGGUCCCCCACACAUGGGGCCUCCACACAUGGGUCCCCCACACAUGGGGCCUCCUCACAUGGGUCCCCCACACAUGGGACCCUACCACAUGCCCCCACCGAUGCUGAUGCCCCCCAUGAUGCGACCAAGACCCUUUGUCUUCCCGCAUUCGGAACCUCUGCCCACGAGGGACCCCUACCGGUCGCAGAUGAAGUUACACGGUCGAACUUCUGAAGAUGACUACUCGGUUGAUCAGGUCUGUUGCCGAGGUCACCUGGUGGUGUUGUGGAUCAUCUUAGCGGUGGUCACUAUCGGCGUGAUCCUAGGCAUAAUUCUCGGAGUCACCAUCACCUAGACUAUUAACUCAUCUGCACGUGACCUCCGACGAAAGGAAGGAAAAGUCAAGCAUGUGUGCGACACUCCACUGAGUAGGACAGCGUGGUUAGUCAUAUCCGCGAGGAAGAGAACCCUCAUUUCCCUCUUCCCCCCCCCCUCUUUUUUUUCCACUUGGGAUAUCCUCAAAUUACGAUCGACAGUUCACUGACAGUAGGUUGACUCCAAAGGGUCAUUGGCAAAUAUUUAUUUUGACAUCCCAAAUGAAGAGGGUACACCGGCUCCGGAUCCCGCCAUGUAUUUCGUGGACCUAGGGGGCGACUUUGUCGGGUGAAGCCAUCUGAUAGCAUUGGUCGAUGGACCUUUUUCACAACGCUUCUGCGCAUGCUCUGUGACCAUGACGGCUCCGAAGAAGGUUCCCUACAUAUUGAAUAGAUGGCGCCAAUAUGGCGCCGGCUGCAGGGUGCCUCGAUACUUUUGCUACUUGCGCCCUCUUUGGAAAGAGGGCGCAAGUAUCGAGGCACCCUACAGCCGGCUGUGCUUUGGCGCGCGCCGAUCUUGUUUCGCUGGACAUCCGCUAGGAUACGACGAGAGUGUAAAUGGUGCAUUGUACUGUACAGUAGUACGGAGAGGUUACACGUGUAAGCUCUCCCGGCAUGGCCGUACGAUUAUGACGCGACGACGUAUGACAACUAGCGCCAUCUCAGCCGAAAAAAAAGAAAACAAAAGUCGGGAAACUGGCUGGUGUACACUCUCCAAGGGGAAUUGUGCCUUACCAUUUCUGCACAGCGCUGGAAUGACGCGCCGAUAACCGAGCCAGAAGAAAUACGAAGGCGAGCAUUAAGGAUUUGAAUACGACGGGUGUAACCUGGCACCCGUACAGUGUGCUUUCUUCCCUCUUUGUAAUAUAUUCAAUAAAUUAAUUUCUAACAAUUU
Ornithodoros turicata is the source of this 2041-nucleotide messenger RNA. RefSeq names its product proline-rich protein 2-like. The transcript is spliced from 5 exons. The record is from RefSeq and is a predicted model, not a curated record. Lineage: Eukaryota; Metazoa; Arthropoda; Arachnida; Ixodida; Argasidae. Bases 276 to 1127 code for a protein of 283 amino acids.